Glycine soja is the source of this 1334-nucleotide messenger RNA. RefSeq names its product proline-rich protein 4-like. The transcript is spliced from 2 exons. The record is from RefSeq and is a predicted model, not a curated record. The coding region runs from base 124 to 1020 and encodes 298 amino acids. NCBI's taxonomy places the organism in Eukaryota, Viridiplantae, Streptophyta, Magnoliopsida, Fabales, Fabaceae.
ACGAAUAUGAUUGUUAUAAAUUAAGCUUAUGAUGAAUCUCAAUCUACUUCAUCUCUCAGUUCCAAGUCUGCCUUAUCUGCUGUUCUAGUUUAUUGGCAUUGGGAUCAGUAACUGCAAUUCCCAAUGCAAAUUUUCAUCGGGCGCCAAGGAGCACUAGUGUGCUUCUGGUUGUUGUCUGUGUUUUUUGUGGUAACAGGAUUCAACAAUGAAGAGCACAGGACAGUGGAGGUAGUUGGCCUAGGAGAAUGCGCAGACUGCAGGCAGAACAAUAUUAAGAAUAACCACGCUUUCUCAGGGUUACGUGUGACGGUAGAUUGCAAGUCACGACAUGGACACUUCAGAACGAGAGGGGCAGGUGCGCUUGAUGAAUAUGGAAACUUCAAAGUAUCACUUCCACAGGACAUGGUUGAAGAUGGUGAGCUAAAAGAAGAUUGCUAUGCCCAGUUGCAUAGUGCAUCUGCUGAACCUUGCCCUUCCCACGGAAACUCCAAAAUUGUGACCAGGUCAGUCUCUGAAGACACACACACCCUUGCACCUGCUGCUGGAAAACUCAGAUUCUCAUCAGCAUUGUGCACUUCAGCCUUCUUUUGGCAUUUCUUCAAACACCACCCAGAAUUCCCUUACCCUCCUAAAGAUGACUACUCUCUCCCUCCCCCUGUGCCAGUCUAUAAGGAACCUCUUCCUCCAGUGCCAGUGUAUAAGAAACCCCCAGCACCAUAUAAGAAACCUCCUAUUAGUACUCCAUCUCCAGUUGUGAAUAAACCAUGCCCCCCAAAGGAAAAAACACCUUCUCCCACUCCCAUUUACAAGCCACUUCCACCUCCCACUCCCAUUUACAAGCCACUUCCUCCUCCUACUCCCAUUUAUGAGCCUACUCCUACCGCGCCGUCGCCACCAUAUUUUAAAUACUUUCCUCCUUUCCAUUUCAAGAAGCCGUGUCCACCUCUUCCCAAGAUGGAACCUCCAAAGUUCUUUUACCAACACCCAUGGUUUGGAAACUGGCCUCCCUCUCAUUCAUAGACUAUCAUUGUUCUCGGAGUAACGUUUUUUAUAUGUGCGUUUUCUAGCGUUUUUGCUUCUUAUGUUAGCAAUAAAAUCCGAAUAACAUCCAUGUCAGUGGAUACAGAAUGUGAGCAGAAGAGCAUGGAAAUGAGAGUAAAAGAGAAAAACAAAUGAUGGAGCAAUGUUGUUUGAGAAAGUUUGAAGUUAAUUUUGGUGACCAAGUUGAAUGUGAUGAGUUAAUAAGUGAAGGUUUCUCUGUUAGUUUUGUACAAGUACGUAUAACUUAAAAAUGCUUUAUGAUCCUUAUGGUGAUAUUGAUAUCUAAUUUUUCA